AAAAGAUGGCAAGUACUGGAUCGACCCUGAGAAGAAUGGAAACCCUUUAAAUGUCUACUGUGACAUGACAACUGACGAAGGUGGUUGGCUUCUUGUCUCUGAUGUUGUGGUGGGCAGCUCCUCUAGACGUUUUAAUUUCCCAGUUGAGACGUCAUACCGAGGAGUAAGCAACUCUCAGAAGUUCCUCACGAAGACUGCCAUGAAUCAGCUGAGAACACAUUUGUCUUUCACUCAAAUGAGAUUCUUCUGCAGGAAGCAACGCACUUUCCACGUGACCACUGCAAACAACAGCGCUGGUGAAGCUGUAGUCCAGUAUUUCAGCGGACAGACCGAUACCAUGCCAGCUUCCUGUGGCUUGUACGUGGAAAUGGAUGAUGACAACUCGUUAUUAGCUGGUGUGUGCAGUAGGUGGGGUUGGGAUGGAUCCUAUAACGUUAGCAAAUGGGGCCACAUGAGGGAUCAAGAUAGGUUAUACAACCACCCCGCUUUUGUGGAGUCUUCUUAUCACUUUUUGAUUACUCCUGGAGACACAAGAUGGGAAUGCGAUGACUAUAACGUGGGGGUGUCCCCUGGCAACUUCUAGAAAGUCUUCGUUCGUUAAAAACUUAGGAGAUCAUGAUCAAGCCCUGUCUUAUCUUUGCGAACCUCUUUAAUAGGAAAUAAAGUGAAUUUUGUUAUGAAUUCCUCGACAAAUCGACGGAAAACUUAACACAGUACCGUAGCGGACUACUAUUUGUAUGCACUCAUUUACAUUACGGUUACAAAAUUUUUGUUCAGCGUUUUAAAAAUCUCUUAAUUUGAUUGUAGUUAAAAGCCGUUAUCUAAAAGUAAUUAACGGCAAACUUUGCAAUGAUUUCUCUUAGGCGUUGUAAUAUCUAGCGUGACCGUGUCACGCAAGGCAAGCUUCGUCAUUGACCGAAGCAUGCCGGGAUUAAAGAGUUAUUUUAGAACAUGUACUUGUAAAUGUCCGCCGUGUUGACUUCGUGUGGUCCACCUUGAGUUACUUAGUGUUAAGGUUAGCACAUUACAGGAGUUUUAGCUUGAUUCGACUACUUUUUCUUUUUUUUUGUAAAUAUAAGCAGUUAACUUUCGUGUAGAUUAAAUAAAGCAAGAUAUUAUUGCCAAAAGAAUUUCAAUAUUUUGUUUAUAUACAUAGAUUACACACAAUAUUAUUUCUCUAAUCAAUCCGAUGUUGAUCUCCAUAUGAAUAGCUUUUCAAUGAUAUCACUGCCUUAUGAUUCCUCACUCUUUCAAUAGUCGUGAUACAAGCUCCUGGAAUUACAAUGUAAAGCACACAAAACGUUAGCUGCAAAUCUGCUUGAAUUAAAACUCCGCCAGUUAUUAUCUUUCUGAGAAAAAACAAACAAACUUAAAUCCCCCGUCACGAGAAGAUUCACGAUCAAAAAAGACUGAACAUUUAAUCAUAUUAAACAGUCACUUUAAAAAA
Molecule: messenger RNA, 1447 nt
Organism: Orbicella faveolata
Lineage: Eukaryota; Metazoa; Cnidaria; Anthozoa; Scleractinia; Merulinidae
Product: peroxidasin homolog
Source: RefSeq, a predicted model, not a curated record